This is a messenger RNA of Schistosoma rodhaini, 2018 nucleotides long. The record is from the annotation of a GenBank genome assembly. NCBI's taxonomy places the organism in Eukaryota, Metazoa, Platyhelminthes, Trematoda, Strigeidida, Schistosomatidae.
AUGAAAAGAAUUCGGCUAUCUUUUCCAGCAAUUACUCAUACAACAAGUGUACCAGUGAUGACAGCAUUCUGUUCUCAUCGUCCUGUCUAUUUAUUCCUCGGACGAAGUUUGAACACGGCAUCUACUUUAAUUCGACCUCAUUUAACAGAUAAACAUCGUGGAAUAAUUGAGUCAUGCUGCACCAUUGAAUUUACGGCCGAUCGGCUAAGCUAUGCGUCUUUGUGCUUGGAUCCUGAAAAUAAAAAUUCAGUUAUCCUUUCCAGUUGGAACAGCCUGCCACUCAAUUUGCCUUCUGGAAAGGAAUUCAGACCUUAUAUGUGUUCCUCCAUGUUCAAAGCUAUCACUCAACAUCUGGUACGUGAUAUUUGCUCAUCUGAAAAAUUGACCAGUGGUCAAUUCGCCUUAGUGUAUGUAUCUUCUAAAUUAUCUUCAGCCUCAUUGGUACGUGCAGGUUUUAUGGGCUACCUUAUUGGAUACUUGUGUACAGAGUCCAUUAAACAAGAAUUUUUACCUCCAUCCAACCUUCCCAUUUUCACCAUGAAUCAUUCUUAUCGAAAACAUAUUCUCUCAUCAUGGAGAUCUAAGUUUGUGAGCCGUAAUCCAGAAUGUUUAAUUCGUGGUAUUGAAGAUCUGUUUACCACACUACCUAAGCUUUCGUUUGCUAACAGCAACUCCAUAGCCACUUAUACGAAUAUUUUUCUCAAUAUAGAUGGCAAUCUAUCAAAUCCCAGUGUACUUAUUCCUAAUGAAAAUCAAAAUAUUACCUACAAUCAACUUAGUCUUGCUAAUGUUCUUGUAGACGGAUAUGGUUUUCUUGUCCAUGGAAUAAUGGUGCUCAAUGAAAAGGCAUCUAAUUGUUCUAAUAUAAUUAGAAACAACAUUCUAUGUAGUAACUAUCUUGGAGCAAAUACUGAUGUUAUUCUCCGGCCUAUCUCACCAUUAUCAACUUCUUCAUUUACUACAAUCCAUAACUUAGAUAUUCGUAAAGUUCAUCAAGCUGUAAUAAUGGGUUAUCUUUUAGCAUUCUUAUCAUCCAAUAUUAACAAUACACCAACAAGUAAAUUAUGUAUAUCAAUCAAUUGUCCAGCAAUAGAAACUUUGAUAAAAUGGACUAAUCAACCAACUAAUCGUUGGACAACUUAUUUAAGUCAUCAAAUGUUUAAAAAUCAAUCCAAUAUUACAUUCUCUCUCCUUCCUGUGAAAUCUAAUCAUUUAACAAAAGCAAAUAUAUCAACCCCUAUAAAAACUAUACCUAAUAAUAAUGAUUCAUCAGAAAUUAUUCAAAUGCAUGUAGAAUCUUCACAGUUGUUUUCAAUUUAUAAAUGUCCCAAUUCUAAAAAUCAUGAACAUAUUAAUACUGUACAGAUUUUACUAGCUCGAUGUUUGUUUACAUGCAUGUAUCAUUUGUUAAAGGAUAGUGAUUGAACGAGAUUAUUCCGUGAUGUAACCGACGACAUCCUACCAUAAGAAUUGAUUCAUUUUUCUCUGUAAAUACUGGGACUUUCUAGAUAUUGACAAAUACAUCUUGUCAUUCGUUUUCGCAAGGUUAAUGAUACUACCUGAUCGUUACUACCAACGGCCAAGAUAUCCAGGAUCACGGAGUCCAGUGGACUUCUUUUGAACAAAUAAACCUCACCUCAAUGGCCCCUUUGAGAGAUUGACCAUUAGCAUUCUCUAAGUGAUUAGUAAUCAAUAUCGUAUCUGUACUUAGUACUAACCUUAUUCUGGCAAUCAAUUAGCUAAAUAUGACCAUCACUCUAUGUGACCUGAUAUCUUGUGUAUAGUUUUUUGAUGUUAUAUGACUGAAGAUAGUUGGGAGGAAAGUCAGCUUCAGAUAUUCCUUCCGACUAAUUUUAACCACUUGACAUAAAUCGAUUAUAUCUGUUAUUCCAAAGUUCCGAAUUAGAAGUCCCAACUUAUAUAAGUCACCUACAUCACGUGUUAGAUUUUUGUGUUUUUCUUUUUGGACAGCUUUUAUAGUCUUAUUCUACACCAAUCACUAUCUAACAUUAAGAUGC